UGCCGCCGCCGCGGCGGCUGCUGCUGCUCCUGCUCUCCGCCUUGGUGCUUCGGUGCAACUUGGGCUCCGUCAGGGCUUCUCCCCUCCUGCUUUUUGCUAACCGACGAGAUGUCAGACUGGUAGAUGCUGGAGGAGUGAAGAUGGAGUCAACAAUUGUUGUCAGUGGUUUAGAGGAUGCGGCUGCCGUUGACUUCCUGUAUUCACAAGGUGUUAUUUACUGGACAGAUGUGAGCGAAGAAACGAUCAAACAGACAUAUUUUAACCAAACUGGGAAUCUGGUGCAAAAUGUCAUAGUUUCAGGUCUGGUUUCUCCAGAUGGCCUAGCAUGUGACUGGAUUGGGAAAAAACUGUACUGGACGGACUCUGAAACUAAUAGGAUAGAAGUUGCUAAUCUCAAUGGAACAUCUAGGAAAGUUCUUUUUUGGCAAGACCUUGACCAGCCAAGAGCAAUAGCACUUGAUCCAGCUCAUGGAUACAUGUAUUGGACAGACUGGGGGGAGACACCUAGAAUAGAGCGUGCUGGAAUGGACAGCAGUGUUCGGAAAAUAAUUGUGGAUUCUGACAUUUAUUGGCCUAAUGGACUCACCAUAGAUCUUGAAGAACAAAAACUUUAUUGGGCUGAUGCAAAGCUGAGUUUCAUUCACAGAGCAAAUCUGGAUGGCUCUUUCAGGCAAAAGGUUGUGGAAGGUAGUCUCACUCAUCCAUUCGCCCUGACGCUAGCUGGAGAUACCCUGUACUGGACAGAUUGGCAGACUCGCUCCAUUCAUGCCUGCAACAAAAGGACUGGAGAAAAAAGGAGAGAGAUGCUAAGUUCGCUUUACUCACCAAUGGACAUCCAGGUUUUGAGCCCUGAAAGGCAACCGUAUUUUCACACACCUUGUGAGGAUAAUAAUGGUGGCUGCUCCCAUUUGUGCCUGUUGUCCCCAAGAGAUCCGUUUUACAGCUGCAACUGCCCCACUGGAGUCCAUCUUCAAGAAGAUGGCAAGACCUGCAAAGCAGGUGCUGAAGAAGUACUUUUGCUUGCUAGAAGAACGGAUUUGCGAAGAAUUUCAUUGGAUAUGCCAGACUUCACUGACAUUAUUCUGCAAAUAGACAAUAUCAGACAUGCUAUUGCAAUAGACUAUGAUCCUGUUGAGGGUUAUAUAUAUUGGACUGAUGAUGAUGUCAGAGCCAUUCGACGAGCUUUCCUUGAUGGAUCUGGGGCCCAGACCCUUGUGACAACAGAAAUAAACCAUCCUGAUGGCAUAGCAGUGGACUGGGUGGCUAGAAACUUAUACUGGACAGACACUGGAACAGAUCGUAUUGAAGUGACUCGGUUGAAUGGGACAUCAAGAAAGAUCCUCAUAUCAGAAAACCUAGAUGAACCCAGAGCCAUAGUCCUUAAUCCUGCAAUGGGCUAUAUGUAUUGGACAGACUGGGGUGAAAAUCCAAAGAUUGAGUGUGCUUAUUUGGAUGGCUCUGAAAGGAAAGUCCUUGUGAACACCUCACUAGGGUGGCCCAAUGGUUUGGCACUGGAUCUUGAAGAAGGGAAACUUUACUGGGGAGAUGCAAAGACUGACAAAAUUGAGGUAAUAAACAUGGAUGGAACCAUGAGAAAAACUCUCAUAGAAGAUAAACUUCCACAUAUAUUUGGAUUUACUUUGCUGGGUGACUACAUCUACUGGACAGACUGGCAAAGGCGAAGCAUUGAAAGAGUUCACAAAAUAAGGGCAAGUAGAGACAUCAUCAUUGAUCAGUUACCAGAUCUAAUGGGCCUUAAAGCAGCAAGUGUCACCAAAGCUGUUGGAACAAAUCCUUGUGCUGAGAAUAAUGGAGGCUGCAGCCACUUGUGCUUCUACACACCCCAAGAGUGCAGAUGUGCCUGUCCCAUCGGACUAGAAUUACUUAGUGAUAUGAAGACUUGCAUCAUUCCAGAAGCCUUCCUCGUCUUCACCAGCAGGGCAGCCAUUCAUAGGAUUUCUCUUGAAACCAACAACAAUGAUGUAGCUAUUCCACUGACAGGUGUCAAGGAAGCUUCUGCACUAGAUUUUGAUGUGUCUGACAACAGAAUCUAUUGGACGGAUAUUAGUUUAAAGACAAUAAGCCGGGCUUUCAUGAAUGGAAGUACAGUUGAACAUGUGAUUGAGUUCGGGCUGGAUUACCCUGAAGGAAUGGCUGUAGACUGGAUGGGGAAAAACCUUUAUUGGGCAGAUACCGGAACCAAUAGAAUUGAAGUGGCACGCCUAGAUGGACUAUACCGGCAAGUACUUGUGUGGAAGGAUUUGGAUAACCCCAGGUCUUUAGCCCUUGACCCAUCUAAAGGGUUCAUGUAUUGGACAGAGUGGGGAGGCAAACCAAAGAUUGUCCGAGCAUAUAUGGAUGGGUCAAACAGCAUCACUUUAGUAGAUAAAGUGGGACGUGCCAACGAUCUUACUAUUGAUUAUGAAGAUCAAAGACUCUAUUGGACUGACUUGGACACAAGCAUGAUUGAGUCAUCAAAUAUGCUAGGACAAGAAAGGAAAAUAAUAGCGGAUGAUCUGCCUCAUCCCUUUGGGCUAACUCAGUACAGUGACUUCAUAUACUGGACAGAUUGGAACCUUCACAGUAUAGAAAGAGCUGACAAGACAAAUGGGAGAAACCGGACACUAAUUCAGGAGCGUCUGGAUUAUGUGAUGGAUAUAUUGGUUUUCCAUUCAUCACGACAGGAUGGCCUUAAUGAAUGCGUGCAAAACAAUGGGCACUGUGGACAGUUGUGCCUAGCCAUACCAAAUGGCUACAAAUGCGGUUGUGCUUCUCAUUACACCUUGGAUCCCAACAGCCGGAACUGCAGUUCACCCAGCAACUUCUUACUUUUUAGUCAGAAAUCUGCAAUAAGUCGGAUGAUACCAGAUGACCAGCAGAGUCCAGACAUCAUUCUUCCUAUUCAUGGACUAAGAAAUGUCAAAGCUAUUAAUUAUGAUCCCUUGGAUAAAUUAAUCUAUUGGGUAGACGGACGUCAGAAUAUUAUUAAAAGAGCCAAAGAUGAUGGCACUCAGCCUUUCACAGUCAUGGGUACUCCCAGCCAAAGCCAAAAUACAGAAAAGCAGCCACAUGACUUGAGCAUUGAUGUUUUCAGCCACACUUUGUACUGGACCUGUGAAGCCACGAAUACAGUCAAUGUGCACAGACUCAAUGGGGAGCAGAUUGGGGUUGUGCUACGUGGAGACCAUGACAAACCAAGAGCCAUUGUAGUGAAUGCUGAGCGAGGAUAUAUGUAUUUCACCAAUAUGCAAGAACGAGCCCCAAAGAUUGAGCGUGCGGCCUUGGAUGGCACAGAACGAGAGGUGCUCUUCACCACUGGCUUGCUCCGGCCUGUUGCAUUAGUGGUUGACAACAAGAUCGGCAAGCUGUUUUGGGUGGAUGCAGAUCUCAAGAGAAUUGAAAGCUGUGACUUGUCAGGAGCGAACCGCGUGACAUUACAAGAUUCCAACAUUCUGCAGCCGAUGGGUCUGACAGUAUUGGGAAAUCAUCUGUAUUGGAUUGACCGCCAGCAGCAGAUGAUAGAAAGAGUUGAGAAAAUCAGUGGAUACAAGAGGACCAGAAUACAAGGUCGAAUUGCUCACCUUACAGGCAUUCAUGCAGUUGAAGAUAUCGACAUGGGGGAAUUCUCUGCCCAUCCAUGUUCCCGGGACAAUGGUGGAUGUUCACACAUCUGUAUAGCGAAAGGAGAUGGAACUCCAAGGUGCUCAUGCCCAGUUCAUUUGGUACUUCUCCAGAACCUUUUAACAUGUGGAGAGCCUCCAACAUGUUCUCCAGACCAGUUCACAUGUGCAACUGGUGAAAUAGACUGCAUCCCUAUGGCAUGGCGAUGUGAUGGAUUCUCUGAAUGUGAUGAUCAGAGUGAUGAGGAUAGCUGUCCAAUCUGCUCAGUCACCCAAUUUCAGUGUGAGAAGGGGCAGUGCAUUGAUGCAAGUUUGAGAUGUAAUGGAGAAAUCGAUUGCCAGGAUAAAUCUGAUGAAGCAGAUUGUGAAACAGUUUGUCUCCAAAAUCAGUUUCGAUGUGCCAGUGGCCAGUGUAUCCUCAAAAAACAGCAGUGUGACUCUUUUCCAGACUGCAUUGAUGGCUCUGAUGAACUUGCAUGUGGAAAAAUUAAAUCUUCCUCAGUUGAGUCUCAGCCUCACAGUAGUGCUAUUGGCCCUGUCAUUGGUAUCAUCCUUUCGCUCUUUGUCAUGGGAGGAAUGUACUUUGUUUGCCAGCGAGUGGUAUGUCCACGUUACGCUGGGCCCAAUGGCCCAUUUCCUCAUGAAUAUGUCAGUGGUACCCCUCAUGUCCCCUUAAAUUUUAUUGCUCCAGGGAGUUCUCAGCAUGGUACUUUCACUGGCAUCUCUUGCGGAAAAUCUAUGAUCAGCUCCAUGAGCCUGAUGGGAGGAAGUAGUGGUGCCCCUCUGUAUGACAGAAACCAUGUAACUGGAGCCUCCUCUAGUAGCUCAUCUAGUACCAAAGCCACUUUCUAUCCACAGAUUCUAAACCCACCACCUUCACCAGCCACUGAUCGUUCCCUCUAUAACACAGAAAUGUUCUAUUCCUCAAACAUUCCUUCAACAACAAGAUCUUAUAGGCCCUAUCUUAUAAGGGGAAUAGCUCCACCAACUACUCCUUGCAGCACCGACGUAUGUGACAGUGACUACACUACAAGCCGGUGGAAAGCCAAUAAAUACUACAUAGAUCUAAAUUCAGACUCAGAUCCUUACCCUCCUCCUCCCACCCCCCGCAGUCAGUACAUGUCAGCAGAAGAGAGCUGUCCACCUUCUCCAGCCACAGAGCGAAGUUACUUCCACCUCUAUCCCCCUCCCCCUUCUCCUUGUACGGACUCCUCAUGAUUUCAGCAGAAGGAACUUGUCUUGCUUUCUGUAAAUAUAUUUUAAAUAUGAACAAAGAUUUUUAAAUAUAUAUUUUAUGAUCUAAAAUGGGGAGGGAACUUUUAAAAUGUGAAUAAAAAUGGGUGGGCCAGGGCUGUGAAAAUUGUACAGCAAAAGAAUAUUUAUAAGUUGUGUUUUUUAACUUAAUAUCCAUUCUUUUGUGCCAUAUUUUGCCUUUGCAUUGAAGUCACAAAAUUUAAAUUGACCUCCAAAGGAGGUGGGAAGCGGGGAAUAUAUACUUGGAGCUUUUUGAAAUCACCAUUUUGAUUCUGUAAAGGGGAAUGUGCUGAAUUAGUUUGUUUUGUUUGUUUUUGUUUGUUUUUCAAGUAACAAAAAGGUGAGUUAGAAAUACUGUAUGAAUGAAUGGCAGUGUUGUUUGAAAUACACGCACAGGAAAUUAGAUUUUUUAUUUUAAAGGAUGCUUGAUCAUCUUGAUUAUAGGUAAUUAUGAACUAACUUGAUCAUCUGCCUUGAUCAUACCUUGAUCAUCUGCAUCUACGUUGAACAUAGGUGAUUAACCACAAAAAUGCAAUUUCUUUUGGAAUGCUGAAUGCAGGAGGAGACUUCUCCUGUUCUCAUUCCAUCAUCAUUCACUUUCCAGAUACAUCUGUGCACAAGGAAAUGUGGAAUUCUGAAAGUUGCACUCACUUUAUUCAGCACAAAUUACUGCUACUGUAAGAAAAUAAGCACGUACCCAAUUGGGAAUUUUUGUGCCCAGCAAAGUCCUGUCAGGCUUCUGGCAGCCUUAAUGUAAUAUUAAUCGGGGAAGCAAAUGAAGUUUCAUCAUUCAGUAGAAGCCAUGCAUUCAGCUUAGCAGUUCUUGGGGAGCAUGUAACCAUGAAAUCAGUGGUAGAAAUAGAAACAGAUAACCAGCUGAGAGAUACCACUAUCAAUCUUGUUUUUCUGACAGAGCACAAUAUUUCAGAGAUCUCUUGGUCCCCACAGCCUGUGAGGCAUCUUUCUCUUUCCUCCUCCUGCUUUGUUGGGCGCAGCCAAACUCUGUAAAACUUUUGAAUUUCAAUUUUUGUUGCAAAAAUCAGGACAGCCACAUUUAGUUGCACAAUACAUUUCAGUAAAAAUUGUCCCCAAGUCGUUGAGCAGCAGAUUAUGUGCAAAUCACUGGGCAGUAGAUACCUUUUUGAAACAGGCAUGCCUCCUCUCACACACACAGAGCAGGAGUGCCGUUGCUAAGUCAGGGUCUAAUAUCAAAUUGGAGCAUGUGCAUUUUUUCUUCAGAAAAAUAAUGUUAUACUGCUAUGUAGAUUUAAUUGUGAUUGGUCAGUUAAAAUAGUAUGCUUAAUUGAUUUAUUUUUUAAUUGCAUGAUAUAAGUGACAGGAGUGUUUCUGGGUCUCAGGAUUGGAUAUUAGUACAGUGCAUGCCAUCAGAAAGCUGGAAAAAACUUGAAAGCAAAUUUUAAACUCCACUUGUUUUAGAGGUUUGACUUGUUUUCAUCCAUUAAAAAAGACAUUAUCUGCAUUACUACAGUUGCCAAAUUACCUUAGAGACCAAAUUACCUUAGAUCAGUAUUGGAUUACAACUCUCAGCAUACCCUAGCAAGCAUGCUGGAAGUUGUAGGCCAGUAUAAUUGGAGGGCAGCAGUUUGGGCUGACUUACUUCUUUAAACAGAGUCGGAGGAGGGUUUUGAAGGUCACCAAGUCCAAUGCUGUGCUUGUUGCAUGAAAUCUAGAGCUUAAAGCCUUUAAAAUCAGAUGAUUAUCCAGCCCACACAGCCUCUCAUUUAAUUUGUUCCUUUGCCAAACUGCUCUUACCAUUAAGAAAUUUCUGCUAAUGUGCAGUUAGAAAUCUAUCCCCCAGUAACUUUAUUACUGUUGUUGCUAUGGGACUAUUGGAAAUACAUUUUCUAGUAACCUGAUCCCAUUAAAUUUGGUCCUACCCUCUUUGUCCUUUCUCAGACAAUAAUGCUAGAUCCCUCUGAAGCAACUUUGUGUAAUUCACUGAAGCCUCCAUAAUUUGCAUGUUGUGUGUUAGAGGUCCGUAGAAUGUGAAGCCACCAUUAAAUCCUGAUCCGCAUCCGCCUAUGGCACUAGUGCAGCAUCCUGGCUUAACAGUGUGUUCUGAAGUAAUGUGCCAGCAUAGCUGUUGUCAUCUCUCAUCCUAAUGUGAGUGCAUGGUCAGCCUCCUAGCAAAUAUUUACUCUGCAACACCAGAUUGCUGCUGAGUAAGACAGGGCUCCAUAUUCAACCCAGCACUCUAUGCCUCUUAUACACGCGCUGACCUUUUUGCUUGGGUGGGUUCUUCUAAUCUCUUUGCCUAUGGAGAGCAGUUUCUCUCUGUGGAAUUAAAUGUGGAAUUCUGUUUAAAUGCAUUGGCUCUUCCCCAAAAUGUAUAAGAAGAGUAUUGGGUCAAGUGAGAUUUGUAUUUGUACUUGAAGAUGCUAGUUUUCACAGUGGGUUGGGAGGAAAAAUAGCAAAACUUCUUGUGUUAGCUACCUGUAUGUUUGCUUUUGCAUGUUCAGUCUGAUUGUGCUGCACAAAAUACUUGGAAGCUGUGUAUUGCAAAAACUACAAUGUGAACAAACUAUGGCAUACAAUUGGAAAGUGAGGAAGAGAACAAAAAUUACAGCCUGUUUUCACAGCUGCAAAACAGCAGGUGCAGCAAGCUUUUGACAACCUUAAAACCACUGACAAGAAUGAAAAAUGUUCCUUUUUGAACUCAUAGCUGGAUUUUUAGCAAAUAUGUCUGGCACAGCAUAAUGUGAAACUUCUCCAAACUCUGGCCAGUAUUUCCUAUCAUAUUGACAGGGUGAAGUUUCUUACCACUGCGUUCGUUAUGUCUGGCUGUAUUUGGACCUUACAGUAUAAUUCAGAGAAGGAGCUGCUGGUUAGAUCUGUGAAUUGGGUGGAGUGUUCAGUUCCAGUCUCAAUAUAUUAGUAUUUUACAGUCACAUUUUCUUCUUUUGUUACUAGUAUGGUGGAGAAAACCCUAUAAUAAUGUCUAAAUACCAACUAUAUGCCCAUGAAUACUGCAAACAUAACAUCCUAUUCCUAUAAGUUUCAGGAUGCCAUACAUGUGGUGAUACUGCUUGCACUUGGAACACAGACAUCACUCACAGUAAUGCAUUGAGGGGUUCAGGUCAAACACAUAAUAGUGUGCUAAUCUAUUAAGUAUUCUCUACAGAUCUCUGAUUAAUGAUACAAACUGCUGGAGUUGGAAAGUCUAGUCCAAUCCUACAUUCCAUAUAUCUAACUGAGUUAUAAGUAAAGGAUGCAUGUAUAUUUUACAGUUAAGAAAAUUUUAGCCAGUGUUUGACUUUGGCAUAACUGUGUUUAAUCUUUUGUGUGGCGUUUGUGAAGUGUUGCUCUUUUGGUUGUUAACAUUGCUGGCUUUCAUCACAUGUGCAUGCCAAUUUCCUAUUUUCUUACAAGUGCCAUUGAAUGCUAGAAGAGAGAGGAUCUGUCUUCUCAUGCUGAAAGCCUCCAUAUGGAAGCUGCCUCUGCUGGAUCCCCCAUCUCUGCUGCACUCAUCUGGUUCGCCUGUUCCUCUGUGUGGCAUUUUCAAAAGGUUGGAGGGACCAUGGUAGUAAUGAGGCACUGAGGAAAUCAGUUUCAGCUAAUCCAGCUGCAGGCAACUCCAGGCAACUCCAACCAGCGAUUUCAGUAAACCAUUGAUCUUCUUAAAAGAAAAAGGAGAGUAGGGACUUGCAUUAUUGCUGGUGCUCAUCUGCUUUCUCGGGAAAAUGCUGUUCUGCAUGAAGUUGGAUGCAAAGCGCUUUGAGCAGAUGAAAAAUAAAAAUUAGUUCUGUUCAGCACGCAGAGUUCAUAUGGUGAUAUCUUCUAUGAGGCAGGUUCUCUAAUAUGCCUCUGCUAAUGCAAGAAGUUUCAUAAGCUGUUGCAUAAGGUGGAUAUAAUCUUUGGACUUAAUUUUACUUUUCUCACACAGUGUUCUUGUGUAAGAUGUAAAAACAUUGUUGUACCAAAUGUACACUUGGUGUUCCUGACAAAUGUAUUAAUUAAGGACUGUCCCACUGAUUUAAACAAAAACAUGGGUUGUUUAAAAGUUGUCACAUCUGUUUCCCAUUCAUUUCAGUGCAUUUUGACCAAUUUUUAUUAACAUCAAUGUCAAGCCUUUAUUAAUAUAAGUCUGAAAGUGAAUUCAACCAACCUGAUACACACAAGAAUUUUUGGAGAGAAAUUAUGGAUCUUGCAUCUAAAAAUAAACUAUAUGAAAAGAAAGCACCUUUAGGCAAGCAGCUGUGUUCCCAAGAGGUCCCCUGUGGUUAACUUUUUAAAGUGUGUGUGUGUGGGGGGGGUGAGUGUGUGCGCGCAUGCGUGAUGUGGAAAGAAGGGUGUAAUGUCAAGCUUAACUUGUAAAAUAAUAUUUGUGGAAAAUACUUUGUAAAUAAUGCAAUUGAAGUAUUUGCAAUUAGAAAAAAGAACUGUUGAUUUAAUUAAAUAAAAAUCCUAUUGGCCUGGGGGGGGGGGGCAAAGCAAAAUUAGAGUUGCUAGGUUGCAACCCUGAGGUUUCUCCUUGUACAUUUGAACCUUUGCUCAGUUCGGUAGCCAGCCAGAAAGCCACUUCUCUGCCUCUCAUCCCCAUUACUUUCUGUGCAGUCUGCCUAGAGUUCUGCUCAUUACAGUAAUCAGGGCAAAGGAAGCAAGGAGAGGACAUGGAGUAGAAGUAGCAACAACCUCCUCUUACCAUUGGGGUAAAAAGGGAGUCACUGAAUUGCAACCAGGCAACUCUGAGCAAAGCAAUAUAUGGUGGGGUAAUACUUUGCUUGUUACGUAGGAGAUUCAGAGGGCAUUCUUAAAAAAUAAACCCGAAACCCAGGCUGCUUCCUGUAUUGUAUCUAAAUAUUUGCAAUUGCUGCUAAUGUAAAAUGUACAUGAAUAUAUACAAAUAUUACCAAGAAUUGUUAUAAUAGACUCACGCCAAUCUGUUUUAUAUUUAUAUUGUAAAAUGUAUUCUGCAAACAGUCUAAAUAUUUUAGCUGUAUACUCUUAUCCAUUUUGUAGACACAAUUUGUCAUAAACAUUAAAAAGUGCCUUUGGUAUUUUUAAACAGCCUAGCAUAUUGACUUGGGCCGAUGAUAACAAAGCCUUAAAAAGCAAGUAGCCUUUUGUUCAUUGUGCUCCAUUGCUUAAUUUUUCACCAAACAUUGUGUUGAAAAAUGUAUUAAUAUGCUCAAUUCAUUCCAAACAAAGGCAUUCAUGGGAUGGUGGAACUAAGCUUAUUUGUACAUCUUCAAUGCAACAUCACUAAAUAUUGACUUUAGAAGUCUGAUGUGAGUUUGCGCAAAUACCCUGUCAAGAAAUUUUUGCUCGGAAACUUUAGUAUUCCAAGGGAACUUCCACUCAAACAACGUAUCUCCUUUUUGAUGGAGCCUGAGUGUUACAGUUUUACUGAUUAUGCACUCAGUUUAAAAUUAUAUGUAAAGUUAAAGUCUAAGUGCUAAAAUUAAAUCAUUUUCCUUCCAAGGUCUGCAAUUCAUAGUACUGCUAAUUUUUUUAUACCAUAAUAUUAAAUUCUUGUAUCACCAGCAGAAAAGUUAUUAAAAUUACUGGUAUUCAGCUUAUAAAGAGGACUGCUGAAAAUACAAUUUUUCUUACAAAUAGGCAUACACCACUGUUCCACUGUACAGACCUUUGCCAGCAAGAAAACAGUACAACCUAGCCACGAAUAAGUUCUUUGUACGUAAGUCCGGUUAAUUUCAGUGGAAGAAGAAGCAUGUCUUUAACUCUCUAUUAUUUAACUCAAUGAGACCUAAAAGCAUAUGCCUUUUGCUGGAUGUGCCCUUAAAAAGGAAUCACAGAUUAAGCUCUUGAUAUUGCAACCUGUAAUUGUUCCAUAUCACCAAUGCUAGAGUUCUGUUUGAAGCUACUGGCUUUGUUUAUACCUGUAGAGUUAACUCUCUUUAUUUUGUACUAUAGAUUUUGAUUACUUUGUUUUGUAAUUAAAACUUUGGGAAAAAUUGUUUGGCACCUUCUUUCAUAAAUGAUUUUUUUAAUCUAA
This is a messenger RNA of Varanus komodoensis (Komodo dragon), 10851 nucleotides long. It is a transcript of the gene LRP5, whose product is annotated as LDL receptor related protein 5. Lineage: Eukaryota; Metazoa; Chordata; Lepidosauria; Squamata; Varanidae. The record is from RefSeq and is a predicted model, not a curated record. Gene Ontology annotation, molecular function: Wnt receptor activity; Wnt-protein binding. Bases 141 to 4838 code for a protein of 1565 amino acids. Gene Ontology annotation, biological process: canonical Wnt signaling pathway. The transcript is spliced from 23 exons.